This is a messenger RNA of Myodes glareolus (Bank vole), 4988 nucleotides long. The record is from RefSeq and is a predicted model, not a curated record. NCBI's taxonomy places the organism in Eukaryota, Metazoa, Chordata, Mammalia, Rodentia, Cricetidae.
CAUUAGUCAUGUACUACCUGUGACCAGCAAGAGAGGGGUUUGAGAGUCGGGAACAAGAUCUUAAAGACCUUCUGCUGUCUGUCAAGUGUGCAGGUGAUGAGUCAAAUUACUUAGAACUCCUAUUGGGAAAAGGACCUGUCAAUGGAGGGAGUGGAACUUGCCCGGUGCACACGCUGCUUCACCCCUGAGGAUGUCAGUGGAAAAGUGGAAGCCCCAGACACAGGUGCAGACGUGGGCCCUGGCCUGGAAGUGAGCUUCCCGAGGCAGUCACUCGGCUCUACAGAUGUAUUCCUGGAGGCUGUGGCACCGACUUGCUCUCUGUGUCGACGGGACCUUCGCAAUGAGGGCUCUCGGCUUCUACCAUGCCAACAUUUGCUCUGUAGGGACUGUUCCCAGGGCUUCAUGCGGGAGCUAGGCCACGUUACCAGGGCUUACGGGACAGUCCUAGACGAGCUCAUCUCCUGUCCUGGAUGUCAACGAGUGUAUCUUACCAGAGAUGUAACUGAGCAUAUUUUUCUUCAGUACUUCCCCCCUGGGCAACCCACAAUGGCCAGGAACUGCUCUGAAUGCAAGGAGAAGAGGGCGGCACAUAUCCUCUGCACCUACUGCAACCGCUGGCUGUGCAGCUCCUGCACAGAGGAACACCGGCAUGUCCCAGCCCCAGGGGGCCCACUCUUUGCACGGACACAGAAGGGAUCCUCAGGGGUGAACGGCGGCUCUGGGGAUUUCGCCUUGUACUGCCCUCUGCACACACAGGAAGUGCUGAAGCUCUUCUGUGAGACAUGUGAUGUGCUCACCUGCCACAGCUGCCUGAUGGUGGAGCACAAAGAGCACAGGUGCAGGCAUGUUGAAGAAGUUCUACAGAACCAGAGGAUGCUUCUGGAAAGCGUGACCACGCAGGUGGCACAUAAGAAAUCCAGCCUGCAGACAUCUGCGAAGCAAAUCGAGGACAGGAUUUUUGAAGUGAAGCAUCAGCAUAGGAAGGUGGAAAACCAGAUCAAAAUGGCCAAGAUGGUCCUGAUGAAUGAGCUGAACAAACAGGCCAACGGGCUCAUAGAGGAGCUGGAGGGCAUCACUAAUGAGAGAAAGCGGAAGCUGGAGCAGCAGCUACAGAGCAUCAUGGUUCUCAACCGGCAGUUUGAGCAUGUGCAGAAUUUCAUCAACUGGGCCGUCUGCAGCAAAACCAGUGUCCCUUUCCUUUUCAGCAAAGAGCUGAUUGUGUUCCAGAUGCAGCGGCUGCUGGAGACCAGCUGUAACACAGAUCCCGGCUCUCCUUGGAGUAUCAGAUUCACCUGGGAGCCCAACUUCUGGACCAAGCAGCUGGCUUCUCUUGGCUGCAUAACCACUGAGGGUGGGCAGCUGUCCCGGGCAGAUGCUGCAGCCGCUUAUGGGAGCUUACAGGGGUCAUCAUCCUUGUAUCAGGGCCACCAGGCCCCCAUGGCUCAGCAGGAGUCUCUCAGUCACCCCCCACACAAGUUCCAGCCUCCAGCACUGUGCUCCUCGUCUGUCUGCUGCUCCCACUGCUCCCCAGUCUCACCUUCCCUCAAAGGCCAGGUCGCCCCACCCAGUAUCCACCCAGCUCACGGUUUCCGGCAGCCCUCCGAAAUGGUGUCCCACCAGCUGGGGUCACUGCAGUGUUCCACCCUGCUGCCCAGGGAGAAAGAACUGGCCUGCAGUCCCCAUCCACCAAAGCUGCUGCAGCCCUGGUUAGAACCACCGCCUCCCGCAGACCAGGAGAGUACAUCCCAGCGGCCAGGACAGCAGCUGAUUUCCCAGCCUGUGUGCAUCGUCCCUCCGCAAGACGUUCAGGCGGGAGCUCAUGCCCAGCCCGCCAUACAGACACCCUCCAUCCAAGUUCAGCUGGGCCACCACCAGAAACUGAAGCUCGGCCACUUUCAGCAGCAGCCACAGCAGCAGCCACCACCCCCACCUCCACCUCCUCCACCCACCCAGCACGCACCGCCACCCUUGCCUCCAUCCCAGCACCUGGCUUCCAGUCAACAUGAGAGCCCUCCUGCGCCUGCCUGUUCCCAGAACGUGGACAUUAUGCAUCACAAGUUUGAGCUGGAGGAGAUGCAGAAGGACUUGGAACUCCUCCUGCAGGCUCAACAGCCCAGCCUGCAGCUGAGUCAGACCAAGUCUCCUCAGCAUCUGCAGCAGACCAUCGUGGGGCAGAUCAACUACAUUGUCAGGCAGCCAGCACCUGUCCAGUCCCAGAGCCAAGAGGAUUCCCUGCAGGUUACAGAGGAGCCACCAGCACCCGAGGGCCCAAAGCCAGCUCUGCCCCUCGACAAGAAUACUGCUGCGGCCUUGCCUCAGACAUCCGGGGAAGAAACUCCUCACAGUGUCCCCCCAGUGGACAGCACCUCCCAGCACUCCUCUCCAAAUGUGGUGAGAAAGCACUCCUCCUCUGUGAGCAUCAUGGGCUUUUCCAACACUCUGGAGAUGGAGUUGUCGUCUACCAGGCUGGCGAGGACCGUAGAGCCACAGAUCCACAGGAUGAGCAGCCUGACAGCGGGUCCCACCCACACAAUUCCGAACCUUCUGAGUGGCCCACCACAAACCGUGUCCAGCCUGAUGAACGUCUCAAACCAUGCCGUGCCGAGCCCAGCCAGUCACCUGCAACCCGUGCCAAACCUUGUGCGUGGCUCAUUCCAGUCCUUGCCCAACCUGAGGGGUGAUUGUGCCCAGGCCAUUACAAGCCUGGCAAGCAACCACUCACAGGCCGGUCCCAGCCUAGUGUCCGGGCACACCCAGGCUGCGCCGAGUCUGGCCACUUGUCCUCUGCAGGGCAUGCCUCCGGUUUCUGACAUACACCUGGAGACUAGAUCGGCUUCCAGUCCUGGCUCCGGCCAAACUGCAGAGAGCCUGGGCCCCAAGGAUGGGGCUGAGUCCUCCGUGGGGAAUGCCCAGUGUAAGAUGGAAAGUGAGGAUAGCUCUCGCUUCACAGACUCAGUAGGGAAAGGCCCCACAGCCUCCAGUCUGGAUGUUCCCAAGGAUUUGGCUAUUCCCUCAGAACUGGAGGAGCCAAUUAACCUUUCUGUGAAAAAACCUUUCCUGGCACCAGUGACCAACACAUCUACGGCUCUACAACAGUACCAGCGGCCAAAAGAAUAUGAGAAUUUUGAACAAGGAGUGCUAGAGCCAGACACAAAAGAGAAUCCAAGCAUCAGAGCCAUCGGUAGUGAGCCCAAGAUCCCUUACGUGCGACUGGAGCGUCUCAAGAUCUGCGCAGCCUCAUCAGGAGAGAUGCCAGUGUUUAAGUUGAAGCCGCAGAAGAACAGGCAGGACGGGAGUUUCCUGCUGGUGAUCGAGUGUGGUGCUGAGUCCUCUAGCAUGUCCAUUAAGGUCAGCCAGAACAGCCUGCCUGAUGCCACCCAAGGCCCAGGGCUGGGGGGAAGAAAGGUCACUGUCACAUCUCUGGCUGGGCAGCGGCCACUGGAGGUGGACAGUGAAUCUUCUGAAGAACAGAGACUCAUUCCCCGAACUCUUGGAGCCAAGAAGUGCACCCCAGCCCCCAUCGAGAAUGAGGACUUCUGUGCUGUGUGCCUCAAUGGUGGGGAGCUGCUGUGCUGUGACCGCUGCCCCAAAGUGUAUCACCUUUCCUGCCAUGUGCCAGCCUUGCUCAGCUUCCCGGGGGGAGAGUGGGUGUGCACCCUGUGCCGCAGCCUGGUGCAGCCGGAGAUGGAGUACGAUUGUGAGAACGCCCGCUAUAGUCAGCCCGGAGUGCGGCCUGCUCCUGGCCUGAGCAUGUAUGACCAGAAGAAGUGUGAGAAGCUGAUUCUGUCGCUGUGCUGCAACAACCUCAGCCUGCCCUUCCACGAACCAGUCAGCCCUCUGGCCAGGCAUUAUUACCAGAUUAUCAAGAGGCCCAUGGACCUAUCGAUUAUCCGGAGGAGGCUGCAAAAGAAGGACCCAGCUCACUAUACCACUCCAGAGGAAGUAGUAUCCGACGUGCGCCUCAUGUUCUGGAACUGUGCUAAGUUCAAUUAUCCCGACUCGGAGGUUGCGGAGGCUGGUCGCUGUCUGGAAGUAUUCUUUGAGGGCUGGCUAAAGGAGAUCUACCCAGACAAAUGCUUUGCCCAGUCCCAGCAAGAGGAUUCAGACUCUGAGGACGUAUCCGGCGAGAGUGGCUGUUCCACCCCUCAGGGCUUCCCGUGGCCUCCCUAUAUGCAGGAAGGCAUCCAGCCCAAGAGGCGGCGGCGACACAUGGUAAAGAGCCAGCCAAUGGACAAGGUGGGUGGGUGGUGGCACUGGCAAGGGGCACCUGAGCAGCCAGCGCCGAGUACCAGAUGGAGUCAUGUCGAUGACACUUCACUCUCAACCCCCUAGCCUAUGAGAAAGUAGAGUGGCGUGGAGACCACCAGCCCCAGGUAUUAGUGAAGUCCGACAUUCAGAGGGGCCACGUGCCUGCCAGGGGUCCGCUAGCAAGUUUACGGCUCUAGGGUGAAGAAGGUGUCCUGACCCCUCAGCUCAGAACUGUUAGACUACACUCUGACUGCAAUGCCCAUAGAAAGAGAACUACCUGAUACCAGUGCCUGAGUCCUGCCUGGGCCAGAGGGAGGAAAGCAGGGACCCUUUAAACUCCUAGAUAGGGAGGAAGCAGCGUGCUGGCUUGCAGCAGACACUUCUAGGACCUUCUGGCUCUCUCGUCUGUGUAGACCUGAAAGAUCAGUCUCCCUCCUUCCUUCCCUCCCUGUGUCCCUCCCCCCUUGUCCCCUUCUUCCUUCCUUCUCCUUCCUUCAAUUCCUCUUUUCAUCUUUCCUUUUUGAAAUAGGGUCUUACUCUGUAGCCAAGGCUGGAUUGGAACUAACUCUAGAAACCAGACUGGUCCUAAGCUUGUGACAGUCCCCCUACCUCUUCCUCCCAAGUGCUAGGAUUCCCUGUGUGUGAUACUGCAUGCAGCCAUUCUGUUAAACCCCCUGAAAUGUGCUGCUGGCCCCCAAGGUCUGGCAGAAACCCCUGGUUAUCUACAACACUUACAUCGU